GAAGAAUGCGAGACCUCGCGGCUCAGGUAACGAGCAGCCUGCUGCAGUUUCCCGAGGUGACCAUUCAGGCUCUUGGGGAAGAUGAGACCACCCGAGGGUCUGUGCUGCGUGGGCGGUUUUCCAGAGGGAGAGAUGGGCUGGCCUGGCUGGCGUGUGGCCCUCAGCUGGAGGUCGUGAGCGCUGUGACGGGAGAGCGGCUCUCUGCACACCGUUUCAGUGGAGCCCGUGAGCAGCCUCCCACCAUCCGCGUGGUGAAGGAGGUUUCCUGGCAGACGGGAACGGGGCUGCUGGUUGGCUUGAGAGAAGCAGAGGGAAGUGUUCUCUGCCUGUACGACCCUGGAACAUCGAGCGUGGUUACAGCAGUAGUUCUGCCAGGAAGGGUAACUGCUGUAGAGCCCAUAACUAACCCCGGAGGAGCCAGCGCGAGGCCUUGGCACCUGCACCGGGCUCUGCAAGGGUUUUGUGGCGUGGCAGCGGUGGCGACAGAUGUUGGUCAUCUGCUUGUGGUGGACCUUGGUUUGGAUGAUCUCUCUUGCAGUCAGAGGGAGAAUGAACCAUCGGGUCUAACAGUUGUCACUAGAGCUGCUGCUGGCGUUUCACAAGGAAGAGCAACCGUGAGCAGAGCAGGGAGACAUCUCUGCCUUCAGUUACAGUGUCCUUCAGGAACAGCGCUCUCGACCCUGUGCUACAUCAGCAGAAGCAACCAGCUCGCCGUGGGUUUUUCCGACGGCUCCCUGUCACUGUGGAAUAUGAAAACUCUGCAGCGGGAGCACCACUGUCAGCUUGAAGGAGGAAGGAUUCCUGUCUGCGCCGUUACUUUUCAAGAGCCUGAGCACGAUCCUCGCAACUGCUGCUACUUGUGGGCUGUUCAGUCGACGCAAGAAAGUGAAGGCGAUGCCGUGAGUUUACAUCUGUUGCAGUUAGCGUUCGCAGACAGGAGGCCCUUGGCUUCAGGACAAGCCAUGUACGAGGGUUUGGCAUCCUGUGUUGAAAAGUACAGUUUGGAUCUGACGGGUGGAGCCUUUCCCUUGAGAGGGCAGGGCAGCAAGGCCAAACUACUCAGCUGUCAGGCUGUAGAAAUCUUUCCCAACUGCAUUGACAGAGAAGGCAGCGUUGAUGAAGUCAUAUCUCCUGACAUCAGUGUCUCCGUCUUCAGCUGGCAAGUGAACACACGCGGCCAGGGAAAACCAUCUACUUAUUUGGGUGUAUUUGACUUGGACUGCUGGUAUCAGGCUCAAAUGCCAGGCUCACUAAGGCCAGAAGAAUCCCUUCAGGACUGCCCCUAUUUUGCACUGUGGUCACUGGACGCUGUGACAAGCACGACUGCUCCAAACCCCCUUCUGGAUGUUGUGGUGCAGGAGCGCAGCCUAAGCUGGAGAGUUCCUCCUUCUUACCCACAACCUGAGCUGUGUUUUCAUCCAAGCACCUAUAAAUUUGAUGGCACGUGCCUGCUGAGCUCUGGAGUUGUUCAUGUGACGUGCAGCGGCUUCCAGGACGGCUCCUGCAGCUCCACUGACCCGCAGAGGUUACAGGCUCUGCAGCACCGCCAGUUGCUUUUGAGCAACCUUAGCACAGUCUUGAACUGUUUUCUAACAGAGGCACAAGAGCUCGCCGGAGAAGCUUCUGUUGACUUGACAAAUAAGCUGGCGGUGACCAGCCUCGCAGCUUUGUAUGCACGAGUGGUCCUCUGGUUCUGUGGGUCCCGCCUCCUGCCCGAGGGCUCAGGUUACGAGAUGCGUUUCUCUAGACCUUUCUACAAUUAUCCUCUGAUUCGGAGCUACUACGCUGGUCAUCGACAGCAACUGGAGCGUUUAUCAAGAGGCAAACGGGACUCUGACUGCCUGAUGGUCGAUGGGAUGGUUUCCCAGUUGGGAGACCGAGUUGAGGAGAUGUGGCGGAGAGAGGAAGGAGGAACGGGGAAAUACCCACCUCCUAGCUUACAGGCACUGCUGGAGCUCUAUUUGCUAGAAGGCGUUGAAGAAAGCCACAAACAUGCAAUCACAAUUUACUUGCUGCUAGACAUCAUGCAUCCCUUUCCGAACAAAACAGAAGCUUCCGUCGACUCCUUCGCAGCUGCCUUUGCCAUCCCUUCGGGCCUUGUUAAGCUUAUUCGAGGUUUUUGGCUUCUAGACCACAAGGACUAUGAUAGCUCCCUGGCCCUGCUGCUUGAACCAACUGCAACCAAACCUGUGUCGUGGCAAGACGUGCGAAUUCUUCAGUCCCUCAUGUGCCAAGGAGAGCAUAGGCGAGCCCUCAGAUACAUGCAGGUGAUGAAGCUCUCGGCCUCCAGCUGUAGCGAAGUGCGGCUUUUCCUCACUGUGCUGUUGUCCAAUAGGUGCAUGGCGGAGGCUUGGGCUCUGCUGCAGGAGCACACCACUCAGUUAAAGGAGGAAGAGCUAUUAAAAGACAUGUAUGACAUCUGUCGGGAGAUGGGACUAGUGGAAGACUUCCUGAGGCUGCCUUUCACAGACUCUGAACAAAAUUGUUUGGAGAAAUUUUUACGGACUCGUGAGAUUCUUUCAGCCCGGCACCUGCAGCGUGCCAACUGUACGGCAGCCCCACAGCUGAACCAGGCGAUGAACGUUCAUCUCAUGAACGACUGUGCUCCUCGCUGGAGACAGAGAGCAGUUGCCAGAAAUUCUCUCUCAGCCCAGCACGGCAAGACCCUUCCUAGAGGUCAGAGGCAGCUGGCUGUAGAGAGAGCCAAGCCUUACCAUCUGCCU
Molecule: messenger RNA, 2723 nt
Organism: Phalacrocorax carbo (great cormorant)
Lineage: Eukaryota; Metazoa; Chordata; Aves; Suliformes; Phalacrocoracidae
Source: RefSeq, a predicted model, not a curated record